AUGGACUUAAAAGUAUUAGAUGAUGAAAUUAUGUUAUCUGAUGGAAGAAUUAUAAAAAUACCAAUAAAAAAUGAAGAAAACAAUAAAGAUAAGGAAAAAGGAAAAAUAAAAAUUGAAAAAAUACCUAAUGUAUGGGGUAGUAGUGCUGGUGCAGGAAGUGAUUAUUUUGACAUUUAUAGAAAACAAAGAAAUGAAGAAAAUGAGCGAAUUGAAUUAAUUGAAAAAAAAUGGAAAGAGUAUACUGAAAAUCAAAUAUUUCAAAAUAAAAGAAAAGCAAAAAUAGAAUAUAUUGAAAAAAAACGUCUAAAAAAAAAAAAUAAAAGAUUAAUAAAAAAAAAUAAAUUGAAACAGCAACAAAACAAUAAAAAAUUUAAUAAAAAUGAAACACAAAUAAGUCAUCCUUCAUUAAAACAAAAUGAGAAAAAUAAAGAAUUAAACGAUGAUAAUGUUAAAACAAAUGAGGAUCAUGUAAAAAAUAAUAAAAAUUACAACGGAAAUGAAAAUAAUAUUUUAGAUGAAGAAAAAUAUAUAGAAAAAGAAGUCAAUGAAGAUAAUGGAGCAAUUAUUCCACCUAUUGAUACAAACAAUUUUCUUGUUGUUAAAGAAGAUGAACUUUUUUAA
Plasmodium gallinaceum is the source of this 621-nucleotide messenger RNA. Its product is annotated as conserved Plasmodium protein, unknown function. Gene Ontology annotation, cellular component: nucleolus. The record is from RefSeq and is a predicted model, not a curated record. Lineage: Eukaryota; Apicomplexa; Aconoidasida; Haemosporida; Plasmodiidae. The transcript has a single exon. Gene Ontology annotation, biological process: negative regulation of protein kinase activity. The coding region runs from base 1 to 621 and encodes 206 amino acids. Gene Ontology annotation, molecular function: double-stranded RNA binding; protein kinase binding; protein kinase inhibitor activity.